Alligator sinensis (Chinese alligator) is the source of this 3315-nucleotide messenger RNA. RefSeq names its product ankyrin repeat and SOCS box containing 11 (gene ASB11). Gene Ontology annotation, biological process: intracellular signal transduction; positive regulation of protein catabolic process; protein ubiquitination. The coding region runs from base 155 to 976 and encodes 273 amino acids. The record is from RefSeq and is a predicted model, not a curated record. Gene Ontology annotation, molecular function: protein binding. The transcript is spliced from 7 exons. NCBI's taxonomy places the organism in Eukaryota, Metazoa, Chordata, Crocodylia, Alligatoridae.
GAGAAGUAGCAGCAAACUUUCUCCAUUUUCCUCCAGAAAUAUAGGAAAUCCAUGGUGUUUCAGAAAUGUCUUUCAUAACUGAGGAGUUAAGAAAUGCCCCUUACGGGAACUACAUUUGCCAUAUGUUUCAGGGAGGUAUGUUGCUGUGACUUGCAUGGAAAUACACAGCUGCGUGCAUUUUCAUGGCUCAUGGGCUGAUCGAUCACCUCUUCAUGAAGCUGCAUUCCAAGGGCGCCUCUUAUCUUUGAAAACCUUGAUUGCACAGGGAUUCAAUGUAAACCUUGUGACAAUAGACCGAGUUUCUGCUCUCCAUGACGCCUGCCUUGGUGGCCAUGUUGCUUGUGCAAAAGUUUUACUGGAGAAUGGUGCUCGAGUCAAUGCAGUCACUGUUGAUGGGAUCACUCCUCUAUUUAAUGCCUGCUGCAGUGGCAGUGCGGCUUGUGUCAACAUGCUGCUUGAAUUUGGAGCCAAGGCACAGCUAGGGAAUCAUCUUGCUUCACCCAUUCAUGAAGCAGUAAAGAGAGGCCACAGAGAGUGUAUGGAAAUUCUUGUGGCUAAUGAUGUUGAUAUUGACCAAGACCAUUCUCAGCAUGGAACACCACUGUACAUGGCCUGCACGUAUCAAAGGAUGGACUGUGUCAAGAAGCUUCUAGAAUUAGGAGCCAGUGUUGACUUGGGUAAAGGAUUGGACACCCCACUUCAUGCUGCAGCUAGGAAAUCCAGUGCAGAAGUUGUUAACUUGUUAACAGAUUAUGGUGCUAGCUUGAAGUGCAGGAAUGCUGAAUUCAAAUGUGCCCUUGAACUUGCAGCCCCCAAUAGCAAAGUGGAACAGGCACUUUUGCUUCGGGAAGGUCCUGCCAGCCUUGCCCAGCUGUGUCGGCUGUGUAUCAGAAAAUGUCUGGGCCGAUCGUGUCUUUAUGCAGUGCAUAGACUUCUACUUCCUGAACCACUUGAAAAAUUUAUUUUAUAUCGGUAACUCUAUGAGUGUCUACAGGCUGAUUUUAAACAGGAGGAAUACAUGGUUGUUUUACCCUGAACAAGCCAUGGUGAAAACAAAGACAUCACUUACUGUUUACUAAAGGUCCCAAACCACUAGCUGUUGAUAUAACAAUACUUCCCUUCAUACUCCUAUUUGUUGAUGCCCAUCAAGACAUUUUUCUGUAGCACAUUGUAUGAUACCAUAGAAAUGGCAGCCUCGCACCUUGGUGUUAAAUCCUACUUGCAGAGGUGUAACAGGGAAGCUGUGUGCCCUGGGAAGCCUCAGUGCAUGGAGUAGUGUGGCUCCUGUUGCACCAAUGGUGGCAGAAUAGCCAGCUGUUCUAUAGCAGCAGCAGCAGCUAUUUUUGAACCCAUUCCCUCCCACCCCAGUUAUGCUACUGUCUAAUGAUGUUGUUUUACAAAUUUGAAAUAUACAGAUGGCUGAUUUUCUAGGGAGAUGUAUGUGUUGAUACACAUAUGCCUUCUGCCUUAAAUGUGGUCCAGUUAAAUCAGCCUAUCCACCUCUCUUCUGUUUCAAGUUCAGCAAAAGUAUGCAUGGGUUUCAAGCUCUUGAGAGUUUAUUAAAAUCCUCACUGUAAAAUGGCAGAAGGGCAGAGGUGUCCAUUCAGAUUGGGUGUUUGUCCCCCUAUGCUUUCUGUUUGUUGGAUGUUGGUGACAGCUGGUAGAUUUGUAAGCUCUUUUUUACCUAGGGUGUAAUUAGCUUGUGGAACUCUUUUUGCCACAAGGUGUUGUAGAGGUUGAUUCAUUUAACUAUGCUCAAAAGAGGAUCAGACAAAUUCAUACAGGAUUAGGGAGCAUAAGGUCAUAGGAAAGUAGAGCUGGAGAAGACUUCAAAGGUCAUCUAGGCCCCCUGCUUAAAGCAGGACCAUCCUGACUAAACCAUCUUAGCCAAGUGUCUGUCCAGCUUGCUCUUGAAAUCUUCCAAGGAUGGAGAUUCCACAACUCCUCCAGGUAGCCUGUACCAGUGCUUGACCACCCUCACAGUCAAAAAGUUCCUUCUAAUCUCCAACCUAAAUUUCCCCUGCUGCACCUUGAAGCCAUCGCUCCUAGUCUUGUCCCCUAUCACCUAGGGGAAAAACCUAUCUCCAUCUCCUUUGAAAACUGUUAUCAAAUACCCUCUCAGUCUUCUCUUCUCUAGACUAAAUAAUCCUAGUUCUUUAAAUCUUGGUUCUGAGGCCCCUAAUAAUUUUUGUUGCUCUGCACUGGAUUCAUUCCAAUCUGUCCACAUCCUUUUGAAAAGUGGAGCCCAAAACUGGUGAAGCUGAGGUUGUGCUGAAUUGAGCGGAUCACUUCCCUCAAUUUGCAAGUGAAAUUCUUGUUAAUACAACCCCGGAUGCUGUUGGCUUUUUUUGGAACAAGAGCGUGCUGUUCGCUCAUAUUCAAUUUAUCAUCCACUGUAAUCCCUGGGUCCUUUUCUGCAGUGUUGCAGCCCAGCCAGUCAUUGUCUAGUCUGUAUUUGUGCCUGCAAUUAUUUUGUCCCAAGUACAGGACUUUGCAGUUGACCUUGUUGAAUCUCAUCUGAUUGAUUGCAGACCAUUUCUCCAGUCUUAUCCAGUCAAUCAGUGGACAUAAACAUUACAGUUAGGGAUGUAGACUUCAAAUUAGGGCAUUUUAGGACCUUGAAUACUGUAAGCUGUAAAGGAAGAAGAGCAGGGAGCAGAUUGGUCUGGAUUGACUCCACAUAAAUACUAUUUUCCUUUAGUAUCCAUACUCUAUUCCUGUGGAAGACAGGAUACUGAAAUAAAUGGGCCUGUAGUCUGAUCCAAUACACCUCUGCUUAUGUUCUCUUUGGUUUUUGCCAAAUGUAUGUCCCGUGCCUUUAUUCCUCCCAUUUAUAGUUUAAAAGUUGAAGGACUAGAGCAAACAUGGUAGAACUAAGAGUCAGAAGGCCCCAAGACUAUCAAAUAUACUAAACUUAGAGUUUAUAACAAGUGAAGAUCCAGUGGGUAUUGGGAUGGCAGAAGGCUGUUGACUUUGUCUUUCCGGGAGCUGUUAGGUUAGUGUGAGGAGUGCUUCUUCAAGGCCUGAGUCUGGUAUAUUUUUGGCCAAGAAUAGGGGAGCCAUGACUCAUUUUGAUUAAACAAAACUGGAAAGGGUUUCCAGCUCCAUUUUUUUUACCCAAAUGUCAAGGUCUGAGAAAAAAAGAUAUUUUACACCCAUGGGCAACAGGUUUCAAUAUAGAUCACAAACUCUAGUACAUGUUUUCAGUGGCUGCGUCUACACAUUCAUUAAUGCUCAAUGGUUACCGUGCAUUUAAUUUAGUGCUUGUAUAAGUACUACAUAAAUGUGGAGUAAGCAAAGUUACUGCACAGUAGU